Varanus komodoensis (Komodo dragon) is the source of this 4977-nucleotide messenger RNA. It is a transcript of the gene ILF3, whose product is annotated as interleukin enhancer binding factor 3. The record is from RefSeq and is a predicted model, not a curated record. Gene Ontology annotation, molecular function: single-stranded RNA binding; double-stranded RNA binding. Gene Ontology annotation, cellular component: precatalytic spliceosome. The transcript is spliced from 18 exons. NCBI's taxonomy places the organism in Eukaryota, Metazoa, Chordata, Lepidosauria, Squamata, Varanidae. The coding region runs from base 2053 to 4467 and encodes 804 amino acids.
AGACAUUUGGACACGUUUCUCAAGUACUAUUGCACGGCUAAAUUAGUGGCCUUGAUGUCCUCAUUUUCUGAAGAAAAAAUGCCAUAGGACACCAUAGGGCUUACUAGUGAGUAGAGAUGUGUAGGAUUGAAACCCACCCAUUUGAAGGGGGAUGGAGGGGGAGAGGCCUAUGUCUUGCCCUCAUCCAUUAUUGUUUAUCUGAAGGACAAAACUUGGAUUUCUAUAGAGUGAGAAAGCUUGUGCGCUUCCUGUGUUUAUGGUUCCAGUUGUUUAAUUUAGCAGACUAGAAUGUUCACAACUUCACAUCAGUCCAGUCAGUGGCUUCCAAAGGAUUUACCAGUAUGACAAAAUUGUUUAAAGCAUAAUCUUAGAUGUGUAUUGAUAGUAAAUCCUUUAUUUUUAUGUGCUUUACAUUCACAUAAGCACAUUUACAUUUUACGUGCUUUACAUAGAUGACUACAACUAUCCCAGGUAGAGCAGAAUGCAGUGAAUAUAGAAGUGAAAUUGAUCAGUAUAAUGAGCUCAAAUUCUUACGAUACAGAUUUCAAAUCAGGAAGAGAGCAUACUUCAUUAUGCAUUUGUAGAGGCAUUAACUUGCUGGUUUAGAGUGUCAAGCUGAAAAUUAAUAUAAUUACAGUAGGGGUGGGCAGCCUGCAGCCCUCCAGAUGCUUGGGCCUAUUCCUUUAGUCCUAGUCUGCAUACCCAUUGUUAAGGUGUGAUGGGAGAUGCAUGCCAAAAAAUCUGGAAGACUGCAAGUUGCAUAUGGGAGAGGUUGAAAGCUGAGUGAUUGGAAUUUUCUGGAGAACUUUGAAUUGGAAUAUGUUCCAAUGCCUUGUGGCAUUGAUCUAGCCUACUAAACAUAAAUUUGUUAAAUUAAUUUUACAUGCUGUAUAAUUAUCAGUAUUUGAAAACUUAAUAUUAAUUUUUAAAAGACACUGAAAAUAUGCUGAUUUUAAGUAUUAAAAGACACUGUGGAUAGACUUUUGUUAAAAAAAUACAUGCUUUCAGGGAACAGUUGACUGAAAAAAUAACUUUGAAAUUACCUAAAUUGAUUGGAAAUGUAUUAAUCUUUUUUUAAUGGAAUAGUAUCUUCUAAUAGUAAUGGAAAACUCCAUGAAAAGAAAUGCUCACAUAGCUGUCUAAUGCAUAGUAAGGCAAAGAGAAGGCAUUGUGGGAGAUGCUGUAGCAUAGCAGCUAAGACUGAUCUGUGAAAGAAGAAGCCCUUGGUUCAGAUCUUGUCUUUACUGUCAACUGACUGUCAGUGCUCUUUAAUGUGGCUGCCUGCAGCUAUUCAAACUCAGAGAAUUACAGGCAUCCAGGGGAGGGCAGAAGACACAUGGAAGUACAGGUCAGCUCAUUGCUUCUCCUUUUCUGAGAAAGACUUAGAUGUCAAAGACUGUUGCCCCUGCACACGAGGAGAAGCUGAGGUGUUGCCAGGAUGCAUAGUAUUGUAGCGAAGCUUCCUUCCCCAAUCUCUCAAAACAUCCAGAGUUGUCUUGCUUCGAGACUGGACCUCAGAAUUGCAGCAGGCAUGAAAAACUGUUGACUGAAAGAGCAGCAGGAUGGCAGUUGGAGGACAUUGCUGGGACUUUCCCCCCUCUGACCAGCCAGGCUUUGUCUGGCAGCCACAGGACUGCACCUUAGGUGACCUUAGGAAACUUAAGUGUUUUUAGCUUUUGUUUCUUCCCAUUUUCAGUAUAGGAGAUAUUAGUGACUUGUAAAGCAGCCUUUCGCAUCCUGGUGCCUAGCAGAUGUUUUGGACUACAACUCUCAGCAUUCCUGACCAUAGGCCACAUUGCUGAGACUGGUAGGAGUUGGAAGUCCAAAACAUAUGGAAGUCGGAAGGUUUGUUGUAAUGAUUGCAAUUAGAAAAUACAUAUAUAAAAUUAUCAGUUAUAAAACUUCAAAGAAGUAUAUAUACAUGUUAAGUAUUAAGACGGCUUCUGUUUUUUGAGUCUGGUUUGCAGAUCAAAAGCUACUGCAAAUGAUGAAGCUGUAUUGGGUGAGCAGAAGGCAACAGCUGAGCACUUGACUAGAACGCUCCGUGGAGUUAUGCGUGUUGGUCUUGUAGCAAAGGGCCUCUUGCUCAAGGGAGACUUGGAUCUUGAGUUGGUUCUCUUGUGCAAGGAGAAACCCACUAUUGGUCUUUUGGAAAAAGUAGCUGAAAAUCUUGGCACACAACUUGCUGCUAUUACUGAAGAUAAAUAUGAAAUUAUCCAGUCUAUCAGUGAUGCUGCAAUUGUCAUUAAGAAUACAAAAGAGCCUCCACUGACACUUACAAUCCACUUGACAUCCCCUGUUGUAAGAGAAGAAAUGGAAAAAAUGUUAGCUGGAGAAACGCUAUCAGUCAACGACUCACCGGACGUUCUGGACAGGCAGAAAUGCCUUGCUGCCUUGGCGUCACUCCGACACGCCAAGUGGUUCCAGGCCAGGGCAAAUGGCUUGAAGUCUUGUGUCAUAGUCAUCAGAGUGCUGAGAGAUUUGUGCAGCCGUGUUCCUACUUGGGCUCCACUUAGAGGAUGGCCUCUAGAGCUGUUGUGUGAAAAAUCUAUUGGAACAGCCAAUCGGCCAAUGGGAGCUGGUGAGGCCCUCAGAAGAGUUCUUGAAUGCCUUGCAUCAGGAAUAGUUAUGCCAGAUGGUUCUGGUAUUUAUGAUCCUUGUGAAAAAGAAGCCACAGAUGCUAUUGGGCAUCUAGACAGACAGCAAAGGGAAGAUAUCACACAGAGUGCUCAGCAUGCUCUAAGGCUUGCUGCUUUUGGCCAGCUUCACAAAGUCCUGGGGAUGGAUCCAUUGCCAUCAAAGAUGCCCAAAAAACCAAAAAAUGAAAACCCAGUUGACUACACUGUCCAGAUUCCUCCCAGCACUACAUAUGCCAUCACUCCAUUGAAACGUCCUAUGGAAGAAGAUGGAGAGGAGAAGUCUCCAAGCAAAAAGAAAAAGAAGAUUCAGAAAAAAGGUAUUGAGCUGGCAAGAGAGGAGAAAUCAGAACCUCCACAAGCUAUGAAUGCUCUGAUGAAGCUGAAUCAACUAAAACCUGGACUUCAAUAUAAAUUAGUGUCUCAGACAGGUCCAGUUCAUGCUCCUAUAUUUACUAUGUCUGUGGAAGUUGAUGGUAUCACAUAUGAAGCUUCAGGACCUUCCAAAAAAACAGCCAAACUGCACGUAGCAGUAAAGGUGUUACAAGAUAUGGGACUGCCCACAGGUGUUGAGGGCAGAGAGAGAGGGGACGAAUCAGCAGAGGAAACAGAUCAGAAACCAGUAGCUGUUACUGCUCCUCCUAUUGUGGAAACUGUUUGUACACCUAGUGCUGCUUCUCCUUCAGAACAAACAGAGAAUGUGAAACAACAAGGACCAAUACUGACAAAGCAUGGGAAAAACCCAGUUAUGGAACUAAAUGAAAAACGGCGUGGCUUAAAAUAUGAACUGAUUUCAGAAAGUGGUGGCAGUCACGACAAGCGGUUUGUGAUGGAGGUUGAGGUUGAUGGCCAGAAAUUCCAAGGGGCUGGUUCAAACAAAAAAGUGGCAAAGGCCUAUGCUGCACUGGCUGCAUUAGAAAAACUUUUUCCAGAUGCCCCUCUUCCAAUGGAGCAAAAGAAGAAAAGGGCCCCUAUGCCAGCACGAGGUGGACCCAAAUUUCCUGUGAAGCAUAAUCCAGGCUAUGGUAUGGGGGGCCCUAUGCAUACUGAAGUGCCGCCUCCUCCAAGUUUGCGGGGGCGUGGUAGAGGAGGAAAUAUCAGAGGUCGUGGUAGAGGCAGAGGUGGAUUUGGUGGUGCCAAUCAUGGAGGCUAUAUGAAUGCUGGAGCUGGAUAUGGAAGCUAUGGCUAUGGUGGCAAUUCUGCAACAGCAGGCUAUAGUCAGUUCUACAGUAAUGGUGGUCAUUCUGGCAAUGCAGGAGGGGGCGGUGGCUCUUCUGGCUAUGGGUCCUACUACCAAGGUGGUGACUACGGCUCUCCUGCUCCUCCUAAGCAUGCUGGAAAGAAGCAGCAGCAUGGAGGACAACAGAAGCCUUCCUAUGGCUCAGGUUAUCAGUCCCAUCAAGGCCAGCAGCAGCAAUCGUAUAACCAGAACCAGUAUAGCAACUAUGGCCCACCACAAGGCAAACAGAAGGGAUACAACCAGGGCAACUAUGCUUCCUACUCAAAUUCCUACAACUCCCCUGGUGGCGGCGGUGGAGGAUCAGACUACAACUAUGAAAGUAAAUUCAGUUAUGGUGGCGGAGGUGGAGGCGGCGGACGUGGUGGCGCAAAUAACUACGGUUCAGGAGGUGCCUCCUACAAUGCCGGUGGCUAUGGGGGAGGAGCUGGGGGAGGAGGGUCAUCUUACCAAGGUAAGCAAGGUGGAUAUUCUCAGUCAAACUACAACCCGCCAGCUUCAAACCAGAAUUACAGUGGACCUCCCAAUUCCUACCAAGCCCCCCAACCUGGCUAUGGCAGAAAUGACCACAGCAUGAACUAUCAGUACAGAUAAAUUAGUCUGUUCUUGGUGGGUGUGAAGCUUUUAUCUUCUAAACUUGCAUACCCUUUGGAUAUUGAGUUUAUUGCAUCACAGUAAACAUGUAAACCCCGUUUCCAUGUUGCCGUGCUCUUUGUGAUAUCAGUCACUAAUGGUUGAGUACCUUGUAAUUCCAUACUUAGCUGUAUUUUGAACAUUUAAUGGUGUAUUUAAUGGUUUGUUAGUUUGCCAUCUCAACUUUUUGUCUAAAUAGAAUUUGAGUUAAGUAUCCCUUUUCUGUUUAAAUGACAUUCAGGUGUCAAACACAGCAUGGCUUUAAAUAGAUGAGGGAUAUUUUCUGCUAAUGCUUUUGUGAAGUGAGUUUAAACAAGCUUUCUGUAUUUUAAUGCUUUAGUGUUUUUCAGUUUUAUAAGUGAGGAUUUUAUUUUAAAAUUUGUGGGAAAGAGUGGGUUUUGUAUGUCUGGGUCAUUCAGACAGCACAUCUGGAUUAUGCUGAAUGUAGACAAAUAAACACAACUCUUCAUG